GAUUGUAAGUGUGAAGGAGACCCGGCUGACAAGUCUAGUGGCAAACUUCUUGGUUGGCCUCUCGCUGCUGCUCCUCCCUUUCCCUCUCCAGUGGAUCCCAAAACCGGUCCUCUAUGGCCUCUUCCUCUACAUCGCAUUGACCUCCAUUGAUGGGAACCAGCUCUUUGAAAGGGUGGCUCUCCUGCUCAAAGAACAGACCGCUUAUCCUCCGACACAUUACAUCCGCAGAGUGCCCCAGAGGAAGAUCCACUAUUUCACAGGCUUGCAGGUCCUGCAGCUCCUCAUCCUUUGUGGUUUCGGCAUGUCACCGUUGCCCUACAUGAAGAUGAUCUUCCCACUCAUCAUGAUAGGGAUGAUCCCUAUCAGGUAUAACCUGCUCCCUAGGAUCAUCGAAGCCAAGUACUUGGAUGCUAUGGAUGCAGAGCAUUAAAUGGGGUCCUCCACACACGGAGCAGCGAGGACAGCUCUCUUGGAGUUGGAAGGCAGCUUUGCCGAGGCGUAGAACAAUCUGUCUAGAGUUCUUUCUUUCACCACUUUCUUUCUGCCCUAAUAUGGCAUUGGUAAUGCACACAUAUCAAAGACCAAUUGAGCGUUGAAGUGUCAGACCAAAACAGCCUUGGACUUGGGAGGCCGAUGCUCUUUGGAGCUGUGAGGCAAGCAAGCUUUAUGGAAAUGCUACUUUCCACAUCCCAAAACUGGAAACCCCAAAGAUCAGCAUGUCUGUACAGUUGGAGCAGGCGUUCUCAGAGUUGUUGUGUGCUCCCUUGUUUGAG
Messenger RNA from Opisthocomus hoazin, 773 nucleotides. Lineage: Eukaryota; Metazoa; Chordata; Aves; Opisthocomiformes; Opisthocomidae. The record is from RefSeq and is a predicted model, not a curated record.